Bipolaris oryzae ATCC 44560 is the source of this 351-nucleotide messenger RNA. RefSeq lists its product as uncharacterized. The coding region runs from base 1 to 351 and encodes 116 amino acids. The record is from RefSeq and is a predicted model, not a curated record. NCBI's taxonomy places the organism in Eukaryota, Fungi, Ascomycota, Dothideomycetes, Pleosporales, Pleosporaceae. The transcript has a single exon.
AUGCCCAUCUUCCGCACCCUAACCACCAAACUCAAAACCUCCCUCUCUGCCUCCUCCUCCCCAGACACCACACCCGUCCAAUCUCCCAUCUCGCCCCAGGCCUCUUCCCCGCUAUCCUCAUUUGAGCGGCUGAGCGGCCGCAAGCAAGCCUCAGCCAGCACGACGGCCGUCGAUGCCACGGCGGGAGAGCGACCACAGGUGCAAGAGCGAACAGACUCGUUUAUGACGCACCAUGGCACACAGGGCAGCAAAGAGAGUGUUGUGGAGAGGAAGAUGGUGACGAUGACGAUGACGAUGACGAAGCGGACGAGUCGGUUUAGGGAGGAGUUGGAUUUUGAGGCUGAGGAGUGA